GACAUUUUGUUUAUGGAGUUCUCUUUGAGUUCCAGUUUCUUGUAAAGCUUUUGUGCCCCGAAAGAACUGGAUAUAUUUUUUUAGAAAUGAAAUAAACCAAAUAUAACAUUAAGAUAAAAUUGUCCUUUUUCAGUAUAAGUAGUGGUAUAAAUAAUUAAAAUGUCUAAUUACCAAGAAAUCGUCAAUUUAAAUGUAGGGGGUACAAGGUUCGCAACUUCAUGGCACACUUUGACAUGGGUACCAGAUACAUUUUUCACAGCAUUGCUGAGUGGUCGGAUACCAACAGUUAGGGAUGAGACUGGUGCCAUAUUUAUAGACCGAGAUCCAAAUCUGUUUGGCCUCAUCCUGAACUUUUUACGGAUGCAUGACAUAGACUUAAAUAAUGUGAACAUUAGAGCUUUAAGACAUGAGUGUGACUAUUUUGGCAUCACACCACUGAGCAGGAGACUGGCACUAUGUGAUGAAAUGAACCAUUCCUCUUGUGGUGAUGUGCUCUUCUAUGGAUAUUUACCACCACCACAAUUAAAUUUGCCUAUCCAAAGUACUAGUAACAGUAGAAAUGCCAACAGCUGUUCAAGAAAAAACUCCACAGCCUCCAACUCGGAUGGCUCCACAAACAGGACACACUCAAGGAACUCGUCACUUGAUCUCAGAACUAUUGGGAGGAUCCCAUCUCAGGAUCAGUUAAGUCGAUGUGGAAGAGGUCAUUCCAGGGCAGCUUCCCUAGGCAACAACACAGACUGUUACAAGGGAAUACGACCCCCGGAAGUAAAUGCCUGGACGGACAGUAUGAAGGUUCAAAUAAUAAAAGCGCAUCACAACUGGAUAGCAGUUGCUUACACAUAUUUUGUCGUUGGAUAUAGAUUAACCGACUCGUGCGGCUGGUACCAAAUGUUCCAAUCUCCGGUGCAAGACUCGGCCAUAGAGCGAAUAGCGUUGAACGCAAAGACCGGAAGCAGCGCCAACUCCAGCGGGAACACUUCAACCGGAACUGACGUCAUGCUGGGCAUCGCCAGCGGGCCGCUGUUGCGGCUGUGGGCGUUCUCUACCCACAUUGAGCCAGUACGGAUGAACCUGAUUGGCACAUUCAACCUUGGCAUGCGAGUGGAACACCUUCUGUUCGUGGGCCCGCAGCUGGUCGCGCUGAGCGGCGCCGGCAGCCGCAGCAAGGCGGGCGUCUGGCACACCAGCACUCAACAUUGGCAGACCCAGGAUGUGGCCCACUUGACUACCUAUGACACUGCGGGAUCGUUCUUGUUGUUGGGAACGGCUACGGGCACUAUUAAUUACAUUGACAUGCAGAAGUUUCCUCUCCGCAUGAAGGACAAUGACCUUUUGGUAACGCAGCUGUACAAGGAUCCCAACCAAGAGCCCAUCACUGCUAUAUCUGUGUAUCUUACACCUAAAACUAAUCUGUGCGGCAACUGGAUCGAGAUCGCGUACGGCACGCGCUACGGCUCCGUGCGCGUCAUCGUGCAGCACCCGGAGACCGUGGGCCACGGCCCGCAGCUCUUCCAGACUUUUACCGUGCAUCAAAACCCUAUCACAAAGGUGUCUCUAUCGGAGAACUACCUGGUGUCUGUGUGCAGCGAGUACAACCACGUGCGCUCGUGGCAGGUGACGCGCUUCCGCGGCAUGAUCUCCACGCAGCCCGGCACCACGCCGCACGCCGCCUUCAAGGUGCUCGCGCUCGAGGCGCCCACUGCGCAGGCGCACAACGACUGCGGUCCAUAUGGAGAGCAAGAUGAGGAGCAGAUAUUCAUACAAAAAAUCGUUCCCGAUACUGACACGCUGUAUGUGAGAUUAGCGUCGAACGGCAAAAGAGUAUGCACGAUCAGAUCUGUCGACGGCUCAGCGGUGUCAUGUUUCGUGGUGGCAGAGUGCGAAGGGGCGUUGCGACCUAGAAGAUUGUUGCUCUGUGGUCACCGCUCGGGCGCCACGCAGAUGUGGGACCUCACCGCGCCCAUUGACAAGGCAGCCAAGCCGGGACACAUCUCUGCUGCCGAAAGCGAAGAAGACGAAACAGACGGCGGGCCAAGCCCAGACGAACUCGUGCGCCUCCUCUCCGCUUGUGACCUGGACGCGGCCCCCGCCCCUGCGCCCUACGACCCGCCGCGCCCCCUACAGGCCCCAUGAACACUGUGCGGCGCGCUGCACGCGAUUUACACCUUUAUGUUCAACGGGUAGAGCUCUCAUUACCUUACGUCAUUUGUUCUCCAUCGCUCCCCGCUACACGCGACUCGCGCCUUGAUGUUGAAAUGGUAAGGCUCAAAUUACCUAUGACUGUUGUCCAGCGCGCCCCGCACCACAUUGCACGCGUUUUACACGAAUAGGUAAUUUGAGUAGUUGUCUAGUGUGCCCCGCGGCACGCUGCAUGCGAAUCUCACCUUUAUGUUUUAACGAGUAGGGCUCUAUAUACCACUUUAUAAAGCAGCGUGUUUCACUGUACACAUCGCGAUAUUUAUACGAUGCGUGAACGAUUUCCAACUUUGUACCCUUGGGGCAGCGUUUAAAUUUGCUAUGACAAAAAAGGGUAUGAAACAUUGCGCUACAAGACAAAGGCCCUAGAAAGACACUAUUUUCUAACACUUCUAGUAAAUAUGGAAUGGUGAAUAUUGCCGCGUUAUCUGAUCUCUUGCCCUUACUCAUAUAUACUAAUAACUUUGUCGCACAAAAUCCCAUUACACGAUCGAUGUAGCUUUUCAUCACAGCAUUUCGGCAGGCUGAAGAAAGGUAAUAAAAAUAAAUGGAAAAAUUACAUAUCAGAUGUUGACCUAAUUACUUACCACAUAAUAAAAUAGACAGCACGCAUAUAUAUAACUAUAAAUUUUGCUUAAUUUUAAAUCGGUGAUCUAAUUCCCUAACCGGACCCAAAGAAGCAAGAGCGAUAAAUUAACGUUUAGAUGUUUGUAGGUAGACAAAAUUAUUGUUGGAAAUUAAUUUAUUCUUGUCAUUUUUGCAGUGGACUAUUUAUAAUGUAUUUAUGACGUUGUAAAAGAAAAUGUUUAUGGAGGGCAGUCGCUUACGACGUAAUCUCAGCACCUAUAAUAAAAAUCUACCCCCGUAAGGACCUUUUCUCAUUGAACGUCACAAAUGGUGACAGAAUCAAUUUAGAUAGACUUCCCAAAAUAUUAUUCUUUUCAGUAUGUACUCGUAACUAAAAUUUAGUUUUUCUUUAGUUCCUAUCAAAUGUCAAUCGUUAUGGUUAUAAGUUCAGUGUAUAUUUUGAUAAAUUUGCGGUUGGCAGUAUAAUUUAAGACGUCGUGUGUACAACGUAUAUGAUGUGUAUGUCAUAAUUUUAAAUAAUUAAUUUAAAAGAUCUUGAAUGUUGAACAGUUUUUAAACUGUAGCUCUUUUUGUUAUAUUAUUUUUAUAAGUUUAAGGUAAGAUUCGUCAUUACUACUACGCACUCGAUGCAUUUUCUGUGCAAACAACAGAAAUAAUGUGUAUCUGUGGGGCUAGUACGAGUUUUUGUAAUAACGUAAUCGUAUCGAAAUAGACACAAUUUAUAUGGAAAAUUAAUAGCAUUUUCAAGUUGUUGAACAACUUGACAAUGUGUAUGGGGAAUUUAAUAGCUCAUUUUGUGUACGAUAGAGAUGCUAUUAAUUUUCCAAAAGUUCACGCAAAUAUUUGUGCUAGCACCAAAGAGCCCUUCGCUUGCUUUAGAAUCCGAUUACUACGUUUGCUGUCGCGAGUGCUUCGCCAGAUAUUUUUGUAACUAUGGCGCAUAAAGACUGAUUUCAUUAAUAGGCUCAAUGAUUUUUAAUGAAAUUCUCAUGAAAUCAUUUAUUUUUGAAAAUAUUUAUUACUAUGUAUGUUGGAAGGUAUUGUAAAUACGACUGAGAGUGCAGUGACGUAGAUGUUAAACUAUUUGAAAUUAUGUAACUCGUUGUUGUUGUUGUUGUAGUAGUAAAAUGCGGUGUGUUAUUUUUAUUGAAUACACUUUCAAAUAAAAAUUUAAUUUUCAACAUAAAUGUGCUUUAAUAUAAAGAAAUGUGUAAAAUAGAGUUUUACUUACCACAAUUUUAAAAAUCAAGUUAUAAUUUUCAUUUUAGAUUUUAUUAGUAGGUACAUAGAAUAUCGUUGACUGCAAAUCACGCUUCGGCGUGACCGCGAACAAAUAUCUCAUACAAAAAUAAUCUUAAAUAUCGAUAUUUCGUUUAGGCGAGCCGCAGUCAAUUUUUUUAAUAGAUUAUAUACAUAUAUUAUAACCUAUUACACUUGGUACUCAUAGCCAGAAUUAAGGAUAAAUAAUUUAAAUUACUUAUCAAGCAGCACUAAGUUUUUUUUAAUGAAAUCAACACACUUUCCGUCUUAUGUUCUGAUUUCUAGGUGGUUGUAUGUUUCUCAAUUGUUUCGGUAGAAAGUAAUUAUAGUGGUUAUAUUUUCCAAUAAAUUAUAAAACUGAAUAUUGAAUAAAUUAUUUACAUAAUUCA
Molecule: messenger RNA, 4436 nt
Organism: Plodia interpunctella (Indianmeal moth)
Lineage: Eukaryota; Metazoa; Arthropoda; Insecta; Lepidoptera; Pyralidae
Exons: 13
Coding region: 160-2136 (658 amino acids)
Biological process (GO): protein homooligomerization
Molecular function (GO): protein binding
Source: RefSeq, a predicted model, not a curated record